AUGCUUAAUUCUUCUGUCUUUCAGGAAUACCGGUCAGAAAAAUCUUUAGAAGCUCUUACAAAGUUGGUUCCUCCUCAGUGUCAUUGUCUCCGAAGUGGUUCCAGAGAAACAUUUCUGGCCAGAGAUCUUGUUCCUGGAGAUGUUGUGUAUCUUUCCAUUGGAGACCGAGUUCCUGCUGAUAUUCGACUAUGUGAGGCAGUUGACUUAGCCAUAGAUGAGUCAAGUUUUACUGGAGAGACACAGCCCAUCCCCAAAACGAUUGCUGCUCUUGAAGGCAGUGGAGUGACCAGCCAGAAAUGUGUAGCUUUCAUGGGAACACUAGUGCGUUGUGGUAAUGGUAAGGGUGUGGUUUUUGGUACUGGGGAAAAUUCUGAAUUUGGAAAUAUUUUCAAAAUGAUGCAAGAAGAAGAAGCUCCUAAAACUCCUUUGCAACGAAGUAUGGACAUUCUUGGGAAGCAACUUUCAUUUUAUUCUUUUUGCAUCAUUGGAGUGAUAAUGCUGCUGGGUUACAUUCAGGGACGUCGCUUGUUGGACAUGUUUACUAUUGGAGUCAGUUUGGCUGUAGCUGCUAUUCCAGAAGGUCUACCCAUUGUUGUCACAGUUACACUGGCCCUUGGAGUAAUGAGAAUGGCUAAGCGAAAAGCCAUUGUCAAAAAAUUACCCAUUGUUGAAACUUUAGGAUGUGUGAAUGUUAUCUUUUCUGAUAAAACUGGGACACUAACAAAAAAUGAAAUGACUGUUACUCAGAUGUAUACAGCAGAUGGCCAGCAUGCAGAUGUGAGUGGAGUGGGCUACAAUUCUGAUGGAGAAGUUACAUGCCAAGGCGAGACAAUCCGAGAAAAUUCCAAUCCAUCCUUUUAUAAAAUAGCCGAGGUUGGCAGUGUGUGCAACAAUGCUGAUAUUACCUUGAAUGGGCUUCAUGGACAACCAACUGAAGGAGCCCUGAUUGCAUUGGCCCUCAAGAUGAACAUUCAUGAUAGCAAGCAGCAAUAUGUCCGACUUCAAGAAUUAGCGUUCAGUUCUGAAAGCAAAUUUAUGGCUGUAAAGUGUGUUUCCAGGUACAGACAGGAUGGUCCACCGAUAUUCUUUGUGAAAGGUGCCUUGGAACGGGUGCUACAGAUGUGUACCAAAUUCUACCAUCAUGGAAGUAUCUUACUUUUACAUGAAAGAAAUACAUUGGAUUAUUACAGCCAAGCAGCCAGAAUGGGAACCUCAGGAUUAAGAGUGUUGGCCAUGGCAUAUGGUGAUGAUAUGAAGGAUUUGAUAUUUGUUGGUUUGGUUGGUAUCAUUGACCCCCCAAGGCCAGGGGUUCGUGAAGCCAUCAAGAGGCUGAUGAGGGGUGGGGUCACAGUCAAAAUGUUGACUGGUGAUUCAGAAGAAACAGCUAAAGCCAUUGGUGCUCGUCUCGGUUUGUCCUCUAUUGGUGCUGGCUCACUGUCAGGGGACCAAAUUGAUUCCAUGGAUAUACUCAAACUUCAGAAAGUCAUCGGUAAUGUUGCUGUCUUCUUCCGAACAAGCCCAAGGCACAAACACAAAAUUAUCAAGGCAAUGCAGAACAAUGGUGCCGUUGUUGGAAUGACGGGUGAUGGAGUCAAUGAUGCAGUUGCUUUGAAAAGUGCCGAUAUUGGAAUUUCUAUGGGGAAAUCCGGCACAGAUGUAUCCAAAGAAGCAGCAGAUAUGAUUCUUGUUGAUGAUGAUUUUUCCAUUAUCCUUUCAGCUAUUGAAGAAGGAAAGGCAAUAUUCCACAAUAUUAGAAAUUUUGUCCAGUUUCAAUUGAGCACGAGUAUUGCAGCUCUGUCACUAAUAACACUGUCCACCAUCAUGAAACUUCCCAAUCCUUUGAAUGCAAUGCAGAUUUUAUGGAUAAAUAUUCUUAUGGAUGGACCACCAGCACAAAGUUUGGGAGUUGAACCUGUUGACCCUGAUGUCAUCCGACAACCUCCACGAAGAGUUCGGGACACAAUUAUCACCAAAAGUUUACUCAUCUAUAUUUUAUUGUCAGUUCUCAUCAUUGUUUCAGGAACAUUGUGGGUUUUCUGGAGAGAGUUGAGUGACAACAAGAUUACUCCCAGAGACACAACAAUGACCUUCACUUGUUUUGUAUUUUUUGACAUGUUCAACGCACUCAGUUGCCGCUCACAGACCAAAUCCAUAUUCCAAAUUGGAUUUUUCACCAAUCGUAUGUUCAUGAUAGCUGUGGGGGGUUCCCUCAUUGGUCAGCUCUUGGUCAUCUAUUUCCCUCCUCUGCAAGCCGUGUUCCAAACAGAAGCAUUACACAUUAAUGAUUUUAUUUUCCUCAUUGGUUUAACAUCGUCUGUCUUUGUGGUAUCAGAAAGCAGGAAGCUUUUCUGGGCAUUUUGGGAAAAAAAGAAAAGAGAAGAAAAAGAAAAAAAUAUAUAUUUUGCUGAUAAUAUUGUAUAG
Molecule: messenger RNA, 2421 nt
Organism: Acanthosepion pharaonis
Lineage: Eukaryota; Metazoa; Mollusca; Cephalopoda; Sepiida; Sepiidae
Source: the annotation of a GenBank genome assembly